UUGGGAUGGGUUGGAGUCUCGAGUUUGUAGCAAGGCAAGAAACAUCCACACCUCCCCUCCUCAGCCUCCUAAGUCUUGGUCACUAGGAUCCCAAGUGCCCUCACCACUUGAACUAAUUUCUUUGAUGGUGGCUUUGGCAUGUCCCCCCAGGUCUCUGUCCCCCAUUUCCUCUGCUGUGAGAAUAAUCGGGCACCCUUCAGAAUUAAUGCUAACCAUUACACUGGCUGCAGCAGCCCUGGACCAGCUCCAGCCCACCUCUUCCUAAUGGCCCUACCUGAGCCCCACCCACUCUGGCCCUCUGUGGCCCCGCCCCAGCAUGUCCACAGGAUACUUAUCCACACCUCUUGUUCACCAGCCAAUGAAUGAGUAGCCCUCUGAGUAGCCUGGCCACACGUUUCUUAUCCAGUUUGCAGUUCUCCAGAGUCCCAACCACUGCUGCAUCAUGUGGGCCCUGGGCUUUCUGCUCCACUUCCUCGCCAUGCAACCAGUGGCACAGGUGGACUCCACGGGUACCUGGUGCUACGACUCACAAGACCCAGAGUGUGGCCCUACCCACUGGAAGGAGCUAGCACCUGCUUGUGGGGGCCCAGCCCAAUCCCCUAUCAACAUUGACCUUGGUUUGGUCCAGCGGGACUACACUCUUGAGCCGUUCAUCUUUCAAGGCUAUGAUACAGCACCUCUAGACCCUUGGACCCUGGAGAACAAUGGCCAUACAGUGCUAUUGCAAGUAAGUUCUGGUCAGCAGAGCUGCCCAGUGAUCCGAGGGGCUGGGCUGCCAUCGCCAGGGUACCGGCUACUGCAGCUGCACUUCCACUGGGGCAGCCCAGGGCACAAAGGCUCAGAGCACAGCCUGGACGAGAAGCAUGGCUCUAUGGAGAUGCACAUGGUCCACAUGAGCACAAAGUACCGGGACCUGAGGGAGGCACAAAGCCACCCCGAUGGGCUUGCUGUGCUGGCUGUACUGUUGGUGGAGGAGGACAGGGACAAUACCAAUUUCUCUGCCAUUGUGUCUGGCCUAAAAAACUUAUCUUCGCCUGGGGUCUCUGUGAACCUGACAUCCACCGUUCCACUGGCCUCCCUGCUACCAAGUGCUGCGGGGCUCUUACGCUUCUACCGAUACUCCGGGUCUCUAACCACCCCGGGCUGUGAGCCGGCCGUGCUCUGGACAGUCUUUGAAAACACCAUACCCAUUGGGCGCGCGCAGGUAGCACAGUUCCAGACCAUACCCCAGACUGGGCCACCGGGCUUGCACCCCAGACCGCUCGUGGAUAAUCUCCGCCCCCAGCAACCUCUUGGAGGGCGCAGGGUAUCAGCCUCUCCUGGAGCAUCCCUCCGGUCAUCAGUUUCUACCCUGCCCUGUUUGCACCUGGCUCUUUUGGGUUUGGGAGUCGGCCUGAGGCUCUGGCAGGGCCCCUAG
Molecule: messenger RNA, 1417 nt
Organism: Peromyscus californicus insignis
Lineage: Eukaryota; Metazoa; Chordata; Mammalia; Rodentia; Cricetidae
Product: carbonic anhydrase 15
Exons: 8
Coding region: 443-1417 (324 amino acids)
Cellular component (GO): plasma membrane
Molecular function (GO): carbonate dehydratase activity; zinc ion binding
Source: RefSeq, a predicted model, not a curated record